This is a messenger RNA of Daucus carota subsp. sativus, 465 nucleotides long. RefSeq lists its product as uncharacterized. Bases 1 to 465 code for a protein of 154 amino acids. The transcript has a single exon. Lineage: Eukaryota; Viridiplantae; Streptophyta; Magnoliopsida; Apiales; Apiaceae. The record is from RefSeq and is a predicted model, not a curated record.
AUGUCUCCGUACCGCUUAGUUUUUGGGAAAGCGUGUCAUUUACCAGUGGAGCUUGAACAUAAAGCUUAUUGGGCUCUGAAAAAUUUAAAUUUUGACAUGCAACUGGCCGGUGAAAAGAGAAAGUUACAGCUUGAUGAGUUAGAGGAACUCAGAUUUUUUUCUUAUGAGAAUGCUAAGCUCUACAAGGAAAAGACAAAGAAAUGGCAUGAUAAAAACAUUCAAUCUCGAGUGUUUGAGGUGGGGCAACAAGUGUUAUUAUUCAACUCCAGGCUAAAAUUAUUUCCCGGUAAGUUGAAAUCUAGGUGGUCUGGACCCUUCACUAUCAUCAAGGUGUAUCCUUAUGGAGCUGUGGAAUUGCGCGAUAAUCAAGGGGGUGAAUUUAAAGUGAACGGACAAAGGUUGAAACAUUACUGGGGAGGUCAAGUUGCUCGUGACAAGACCUCUGUUGAUUUGGUGGAGCCUUGA